Rhinopithecus roxellana (golden snub-nosed monkey) is the source of this 2438-nucleotide messenger RNA. RefSeq names its product SP140 nuclear body protein like (gene SP140L). Gene Ontology annotation, molecular function: protein binding; DNA-binding transcription factor activity, RNA polymerase II-specific; DNA binding. The record is from RefSeq and is a predicted model, not a curated record. The transcript is spliced from 18 exons. Bases 31 to 1968 code for a protein of 645 amino acids. Gene Ontology annotation, biological process: regulation of transcription by RNA polymerase II. NCBI's taxonomy places the organism in Eukaryota, Metazoa, Chordata, Mammalia, Primates, Cercopithecidae. Gene Ontology annotation, cellular component: nucleus.
UGGGAAUCUUACAAUCAUGGCUGACAGAAGAUGAAGGGGGAGCAGACACAUCUUACACGGCAGGAGCAAGAGCAAGAUAGGGGGUGCUACACUCUUAAACAAGCAGCAAGAAUUGCAAGAACUCGCUCACUAUCAGGAGAACAGCACCAAGUGGAUGGUGCUAAACCAUUCAUGAGAAACACCUCCAUGAUCCAAUCACCUCCACUAGGCCUCACUCCCACAUUUGAGAUUACAAUGCAACAUCAGAUUUGGGUGAGGACACAGAUCCAAACCAUAUCGAUGUUCACGGAAGACCAGGAUGUAGAUAAGGGGCUUCUCUAUGACACUGUAUUCAAGCACUUCAAAAGACAUAAGCUGGAGAUUUCAAAUGCAAUAAAAAAGACAUUUCCAUUCCUUGAGGGCCUCCGCGACCGUGAACUCAUCACAAAUAAAAUAUUUGAAGAUUCUCAAGAUUCUUGUAGAAACCUGGUCCCUGUACAAAGAGUGGUGUACAAUGUUCUCAGUGAACUGGAGAAGACAUUUAACCUGCCAGUUCUGGAAGCACUGUUCAACGAGGUCAACAUGCAGGAAUACCCCGAUUUAAUUCACAUUCGUAAAAGUUUCAACAAUGCAAUCCAAGACAAAUUGUUUUUCCAAGAAAGUGAUCGAAAAGAAAGGGAAGAGAGGCCUGACAUCCAACUAAGUCUUGAACAAGGAGCAGAGCAACCAGCAUGUGAAAAUGAGAAGUGCUCCUAUGUCACGGGUUUCUCCAAAGAAGUGCCAGAAAGCCCAGAAGCAAAGAUGGAAAAUGAUCAAGCAUGUGGCAAAAUGGAUACUGUGGAUAUUGGAAACAACUCUACUUUGGGAAAACCCAAGAGGAAAAGAAAAAGAAAGAAGGGGCAUUCCUGGACCAGAAUAAAAAGCAGAACACAGAAAAAAUUCCAACAACAUGAUAACAGCAAAGCCGGUGGCCAGCUGAUCCCUAAGGAAGAGAAGGCAAAAGUGAAUCUGCAAGGCCUUUCCAAGAUCAGUGGGAGAAAGAGAAGCAAACCUGGAACCCGCUUCACUCACAGUGACAGAGCUCCACAGAAAAGGGUCCGAUCGAGAGCUUCAAGAAAGCACAAAGAUGAAACUGUGGAUUUUCAGGCUCCUUUACUUCCGGUGACCUGUGGUGGGGUGAAGGGAAUUUUACAUAAGGAGAAAUUGAAACAAGGAAGCUUCUUGAAGUGUAUACAGACUGAGGAUGGAAAUUGGUUCACCCCCGCAGAAUUUGAAGCCAAAGGAGGCUACGCAAGAUCAAAGAACUGGAAGCUGAGUGUGCGCUGUGGUGGGUGGCCCCUACAAAGGCUGAUGAAGGAAGGAUCUCUACCUAAUCCUCCAAAAAUACAUUACAGGAACAAAAAGAGAAUACUGAAGUCUCACAAUAGCUCAGUGGACCCUUGUAUGAGAAACUUGGAUGAGUGUGAGGUGUGCCGGGACGGAGGGGAGCUGUUCUGUUGUGACACUUGUUCAAGAGUCUUUCAUGAGAACUGUCACAUCGCCCCUGUGGAACCUGAGAGGACCCCGUGGAGUUGCAUCUUCUGCAGGAUGAAGGAGUCUUCAGGAAGCCAACAGUGUUGUCAGGAAUCUGAGGUCCUGGAGAGGCAGAUGUGUCCACAGGAACAGUUGAAAUGUGAGUUCCUCCUCUUGAAAGUCUAUUGCUGUUCUGAGAGCUCCUUUUUUGCCAAGAUUCCAUACUAUUAUUAUAUUAGAGAGGCGUGUCAAGGCCUGAAGGAGCCCAUGUGGUUGGAUAAAAUCAAGAAAAGGCUGAAUGAGCACAGUUACCCCCAAGUGGAGGGGUUUGUACGAGACAUGCGCCUCAUCUUCCAGAACCACAGGGCCUCUUACAAGUAUAACGAUUUUGGCCAAAUGGGACUUAGACUGGAGGCUGAGUUUGAGAAGGAUUUCAAGGAAGUGUUUGCUAUUCAGGAAACAAAUGGGAACAGUUGACUGGUUUAGUGGAUGCUGAAGGUCUUCAGGAAAUGGCACCCCAAAAUAUGCCACUGCUUUGCCACUGACUUCAAACUGAGAGCACUUGGGAAAUAGCACAAGCAGGGAGGGGCUUUUCUCUGAGCCUCCCUCAUCUGCCCAAAGACAAAUCCUCAAAAGAAAUUCGAUCAUCAUGAAUCACAACCCCAAGAAUCUCACCAACCAGAGAAGAGUAACUGAGAUCACAGGGAAGGAGAUUGGAGGUGACACCAGCACAGACAGACUCUCACCUCUUCUCCUGAGGUUGGCUCCAGACAACGUUGAUUACUCACAAGACCUUUCUCCUCUGUUUUUUUUUUUUUUUUGAGAUGGAGUCUCACAUUGUCACCCGGGAUUGGAGUGCAAUGGCGUGAUCUCGGCUCACUGCAACCUCUGCCUUCCAGGUUCAAGCGAUUCUCCUGCCUCAGCCUCCCGAGUAGCUGGGAUUACAG